Molecule: messenger RNA, 3534 nt
Organism: Synchiropus splendidus (mandarinfish)
Lineage: Eukaryota; Metazoa; Chordata; Actinopteri; Syngnathiformes; Callionymidae
Product: multiple epidermal growth factor-like domains protein 9
Exons: 7
Coding region: 131-1849 (572 amino acids)
Biological process (GO): axon guidance
Cellular component (GO): basement membrane
Molecular function (GO): extracellular matrix structural constituent
Source: RefSeq, a predicted model, not a curated record
CGGAGCGUCGCCUGUGGUUCAGAGCAUCAACAGUCACCGGGGGACAUCAAUGGUGGAAGACGCGUCCAUUCAGGGAAGGGUCUGACAGAGACCGUUUCUGAGGCGUAUACAUGGAGAGCUGAAACUGAACAUGAGCUUUACGUCCUUAAUUAUGUACAUAUCUGCGGGGUGCAUAUUUAUUUCCUAUGUAUAUAUCGGGUUUUGUCACGCUGCACCUGGCGCUAGCCACUACGAUGCUUCGCCUCUGUCCAGGAAGCUCGGCUCAGCCCCUGAAACCGGGGACCUCGCCGCAACGCCUCGGAAAAGCUUGGUUCCGGAACUAGCACCGGCUCGUGGCGGGGUGUCUGCCGGCCUCGCGACCACCCCGAGCCACGUCCAUCAACCGGCAACAACCUUCCGGCCCCCGACGGCGGCGCCUUCCACCGCGUCUACAAGCCCAGCCACACUGGACUCGCUCAGGUCGAGCAGCCACCGCAGGAGAUCCACCGACGGACAGGCAUCCUUGUUUACUCCGGACAAAAGCCUGCAGAGCCUGGUUUCUAUGGUCUCCCAGAGAUCCGCCAAUGAUGCCUGGGCAGCAGACAGCCCCGGCUCUCCUUUCACAUCGAUGGAGACUAAUCAAGAGAGCCGGUGCAACUGUUCCACUGGCGCUGAGGGAAUCGAGGAUCCAGAGGAAUGUGACCAGACUACUGGUCAGUGCUUGUGCUUGUCUGGCUACACCGGCCUGCAGUGUGAGGAGUGCGAGGAGGGACACUUCACCAACGGCACCAGUGGCUGCCUGCCCUGCGCCUGCGACUCCUUCGGUGCGGUCAGUCCACUCUGUGACAGCUCAGGAACGUGUGUAUGCAAGACUGGAAUUUAUGGGCCCAAGUGUGACGAGUGCCAUCCGGGAUUUUUCCACUUCAGCAGCACAGGCUGCCGGCCGUGCCAGUGCAACAACCACACCAGCUACUGCCACCCACAGUCAGGAGUCUGUCUCAACUGCGAGGGCAACACCCAGGGAUCCAACUGUGAAGAGUGCCGGACCGGCUUUUACCGCAGUCCGGCCGCCGCCCCCAGUGAGCCAUGUCUACCGUGUCCAUGCUCCAACUCCUCGUCCACUGGCUCCUGCCACACAGGUCCCGGCGGCGCCCCGGUGUGUGACCAGUGCCUUCCUCACUUCACCGGCCCCGCGUGCGACCAGUGCCGGCCCGGCCUCUACAAGUCGUCCGGGAGCUGCGUCCCCUGCGACUGCAGCGGCAACGCGGACCCCCAGGGCCACGCGCAGAUCUGCCACCCGGACACGGGCCACUGCCUCCGCUGCGUCAACAACACGGCGGGGCCGCGGUGCCAGCUGUGCGCGGCUGGCUUCACGGGCGAUGCGCGAGCUCACAACUGCACGCGCCCAGCCUCCCGCCUGGGACCCCCCGCCUCACCCGCUCCUCUGACCACGGUGCCGCCGCCGUCGCCCGCCACCCGAGCGAGCUCCACCUCCGGCGGCAACAGCACGUGGACGCCCGGCCAGGCGCUGCUGACCAGCCCAGGCGGCCCCACCGACAACACCACGGCCGCCCUGACCGAGGUGUCCUGGACGCAGUUCAACAUCAUCAUCCUGGCCGUCAUCAUCCUGGUGGUGGUGCUGCUGCUGGGCUUCGUGGGCGGCGUCUACUCCUACCGGGAGUAUCAGAACCGCAAGCUCAACGCUCCCUUCUGGACCAUCGAGCUGAAGGAGGACAACAUCAGCUUCAGCAGCUACCACGACAGCAUCCCCAACGCCGACGUGUCGGGCCUGCUGGAGGACGAGGCCAACGAGGUGGUGCCCAACGGCCAGCUGGCCCUCAGCGCUCCGGGGAACUGCUACAAGGCCUGAGGCUCCGUCACUGGCGAGGGAACCAUGCAAAAACCUUUCUACUUUUGAUACGAGUGACGCGUCCCGGGAGCAUCUCGCCUCUUUUCUAAGCGACUCCUUUAAGUUCCGAGAGGCUUGCGUCACCGCCGUGGUGAUUUGAACUCUAAUUUAUUCCUGUUUCGGAGCCGCGCUGCGCACGCACGUGUGUGUGCCUGGGCUCCCCUGUACAGUGUGUGUGUGUGUGUGGGUCUCGGAGGGCCACAUGAAGGCGCCUGGCUGGCCUGACCUGAGGAGUCCCCGAGGCGAGGCUGAUCUACUGCAGGACAGUGGCUGGUCACGUGACCCGGGCCCGUGUAAAUACGCGUGUACAGAUGGAUGUGAAUAGUAGCGCUACACUUGUACAGUUAGCUCUUUGUGUUCGCUGGACUGGUCCCCACUCCUCACCCGCCACAGCCUGGUGUCACCGGUCGGCUCGUUUCUUAUCAUCGACUUAUGACCACCCCCCAAAUAAAACACUGGGCUUUUCCAAACCUCUUGUGGAGGCGUGUCUGUGCAUCGCUUCGCUCAGAGUGACUCAGGAGCCACUUACGGCGCGCUCCUCCUGUACUCGUCUGGCGUCAUCGUCCUCCGCCUGCGAGUCCAGCCGUGCGUGUUGCUCCCGGCGUCUCCAUGGUGACCAUCAGCAACAUCUCAGGAACCAGGAACCAUGACUGCGCGGUGGUUCCCAGCAGGUGAGCCGUCAUAUCGUGACAUGAAUCAUGAAGAAUUAGCGCGUGCUGCCGACGAGUGUGGGUCACGUGGAUAACGGCUUGAGGAGGAAAAUAAGGGACCGAGUCCCAACCUAAACAGAAGGAGAAGAAGGAACACUCUGGACAGCAAUUGGUCCACUAAAUGUCAAUCAUCCACCUAGCGUUUUGCUCACUGAAAUCCUGUUCAACUGACUGGUGUUUCACUACAGUUGCCUCAAAAAUACAUGCAAGAUCAUGUGAUGUUUAAAAGAGAAAAUCAUGAUGUAUUUUUGCCAUAGUCAAGAGUCAGUCGCUACAAUUUUUCACAAAAUAAAAGGGAUUUCCUGCAGGCCUUUUGGACCAAGUUCCUCUGGUGGACAGCCUUGUUUUCAAAGAAGGAAGAGCGUCGUGGCUUAAAAAACGGUUGAAGGACUCUAAUCUGAACGACGCAGUGAUGUCAUCAACAAGGACACCCAGUUUUACAAAGUCAUGUUUUACAUGGAGUAAAAGUCGCUUUGAAAAUAUAACCAUGACACUUAGUGACAUCAUCAGAAGACGCUGUGAGUUUAAACACUUGACGUUCAGUAGGGAGAAAGAAUCAAAAAUGGACCUCAAACCAGAGCUUUUAGUUGAACACAUAAUUAUUAUUAUUAGUAGUAGUAUUUUAUUUAUUUGAGUUUUUUCUUUUGAACAUGGCAGAUUUCCUUCAGGCCACAGUCUCAAAUCUAUGUCCUAAGAAUAAACUUCACGACACAUGAGGCGUCUAUCAGAGGAGCGGCAGGAUCUCAGGAGGACCAGUGGUCUGAGAUUCAGCCUGACGUGCCACAGAUAAGAGAGACCGAGACGUGUGACGCACUGGUCGAGAGGGAAACCAACCCAGAGUGGCUCACUGGGUCACGGCUCUCUCACAGAUGCUGGGGCCACGCAGCAGCAGCAGCAGACGGGUGAAGCAGAAGCCUCGGAGCAUCCAAGAGCCAU